Molecule: messenger RNA, 690 nt
Organism: Lactuca sativa (garden lettuce)
Lineage: Eukaryota; Viridiplantae; Streptophyta; Magnoliopsida; Asterales; Asteraceae
Product: MLP-like protein 423
Biological process (GO): defense response; abscisic acid-activated signaling pathway
Molecular function (GO): protein phosphatase inhibitor activity; signaling receptor activity; abscisic acid binding
Source: RefSeq, a predicted model, not a curated record
AUCAUAUGUAUUCAUUCUCCAAUCUGCAUACCUUCACAUUCUAGCUUUUCAAUUUCGUUUGACUUGUAAACUUUGACAUUUUGACUUUUGACAACUUCUCAUCAAUGGCAACCACCGGGAAACUUGAUGUUGAAGUGAAGGUGAAAUCCGAAGCUGAUAAGUUCUGGAACACCAUCCUGGACUCCGCUACAAUUUUCCCUAAAGUCUGCUCUGAUCUCUACAAAGAAGUUGAAGUUCUUGAAGGCGAUGGACGAAGCGUUGGAUCCGUCCGAUUGGUUCAUUUUGCCGAAGGGUCGCCGAUUGUGAAAUCGGCGAAAGAGAAGAUUGAAGAACUUGAUGAAGCGAAGAAGAAAGUGGCAUAUAGUGUGAUUGAUGGAGAUAUGAUGAAAUACUACAAGACUUUCAAGGCUACUCUUGAAGUGAUUCCGGAGGCAGAAGGAAGUAUUGUGAAGUGGAUGUGUGAGUAUGAGAAAGCAAGUGAUGAGGUUCCGGAUCCAAGUAUGAUCCGAGACUUUGCUGCUAAGAAUUUUCAGGAGAUUGAUGCUUAUCUCCUUAAAGCAUAAAGUAUGCUUGUUUUUUUAUCAACUUGUGUUUGCUAUAAAUAAUGAAAUGUGUGACUUCACCUUUUGUACUUACAUAAGUUGUUAUCUACUUAUGAAUAAUAUUAAUCGGUGUACUUCCUUUUCUUUA